CGCCCAGCAGCAGGGCCCGCCGGCGGGUCGAGGCCGGCCGCCAGCCGUACGUUGAGCCCUUCCCGCCCUUCAACCCACCACGAGGAACACGCGGAGGAUGAGGAGGAAGGUUGCGUUCAGCCCGAGGGGCUGCCGAGGGCCAGCGGGGCGGUCUGCGCCACCGCGCUGACAGGAGCCAGGUGGCACACAGGACGUGGUGGGCAUCCUCUGCCUGGUUUCUGUGGCUGCCGCGCUGGAUUUCAAGUACCACCACGCCGAGGAGCUGGAGGCGUACUUGAAGGGGGUUCAUGCCGCCUACCCCUCCCUCACGCACUUGCACAGCAUCGGGCGCUCGGUGGAAGACUGUUGGGAGAGAAAUCCUGCUCCAUUUGAUAGACUUCCUGGUGACCAGCUACAGACGUGACCCAGUUAUUACCCGAUUGCUCAAUAAUACCCGGAUCCAUAUCAUGCCAACAAUGAAUCCUGACGGAUUUGAAGCUACAAAAGUACCUGAUUGUUUUUACACACGAGGAAGGUACAAUAAGAACGGAGAAGAUCUGAACAGAAAUUUCCCUGAUGCCUUUGAAAGUAACAGUGCUGACAUUCAGCCAGAGACUCAAGCAGUAAUGAACUGGAUAAAAAAUGAAACAUUUGUUCUUUCGGCAAACUUGCAUGGGGGUGCCCUGGUUGCCAGUUACACCUUUGAUAAUGGUAACACAGUUACUGGCACUUUGAAGGGCUAUAGCAGAUCUCCAGAUGAUGAUGUGUUUAUUCACCUGGCAAAAACUUAUUCUUUCAACCAUGCCAGCAUGUACAAGGGGACUGGGUGUGACAGCAGGCAAACCUUUCCAGAAGGCAUUACCAACGGGUAUUCUUGGUACCAGCUGGAAGGUGGAAUGCAAGAUUACAACUAUGUCUGGGGACAAUGUUUUGAAAUUACAUUGGAGCUGUCAUGCUGUAAAUAUCCUCCAGAAGACCAGCUGGAAAAGUUCUGGCAAGACAACAAGGUUGCUCUGAUCGAAUACAUAAAACAAGUACACCUAGGUGUCAAGGGCCAGGUUACGGAUAAGAACGGGAAUCCUAUUCCCAACGCCAUCGUGGAAGCCCAAGGAAGGCCGCACAUCUGCCCCUACAGAACAAACGAACAAGGGGAGUACUUCCUUCUCCUUUUGCCUGGGACCUACGUCAUCAACGCUACUGUACCAGGAUUUAAAUCGAUGCUGGAGACAGUGGAAAUACCUGACAACACUGGGAACUUCAGUGCUUUGAAACAUGACUUCACUUUCUCAGAAGCCCCUAUCGGAUCAAGAGCUGCUUCAUGCCCCAAAACUCCACUCUACCAGGAGCUCCAGCGGGCUUCAGCUGCAGCAAAACCAACUCUACAUAUCUGGGGCUUAAUGACCGUUAUGCUUGUGAUUUUCAAAUAAAGUCAGGAAUGACACAAGAAGGCAAGGGAAACAUCUUCCUGCACAAAUGUGGCUUUUCUGGCAAGGAAUUGUACAUGCAAAAGAGUGUCUGUUUUUGUAAAAUACGGGCUUGACAAGCAAUUUUUGAUAGAAUAUCAUAUUUUUCUACAUCAGUAUUACAUGCUAAAGAAAUUCUGUACAGCCCGGGGAGGUAACUGUAGAAUUUUGAUGCAGAAAGUGCAAAUACAUUCUGAAGUUGCUCAAGUUAAAAAAAAAAAAAAAAGUCUAGGAUUGUACUGCAAAUGUUUCAUGCCAACCCAGGUUCCUCGUUGAACCCACAGCUGAUGUGCCACACGGGUUAGCUCAAGCCUAAGUUCUCAUAAUAAAGCCACUGCUAUGAGUGAGAAAUAGCAUUUUUACGUACGUUCUUUCUUAUGUGGGCAGCUGAAACCAGGUAUGGCUCAGUCACAAAGACGUGGUGUAAGACAAGAAGAUGGCAGCGAAGCACCCAGGGGCCACACUGCUGGAAGCUUGAUGAUAAUCAUCUGUGCCAUCGGGCAAGAGAGUAACUCCGGUCUCUGGAAACUGCUCCUCUAAGGCAAAGCUAUUAAAAACAUGGAAACCGUCCUUGACAGCUUUAUCCUGUCGGCGCUGUCCAUUUUUUACUGAAUUUGGUGUGGAGCAGAACCACGUACGGCUUAGAAUUUUUAAAUCCAACUAGUUUUAGCCAUGGCGUCAGUGUGUUUAGGCACGCAUCACAGCCCUGCGACUACACACGCUGUCUGGGCCGCGUCUAACAGGCCCGCGUGAGGCUGGCGGGCAGGCACAGCAGGGCGCAGACCCCGUCCUGUCAGAGGUGGAUUUCAGGCGUGGCUGCUCUACCGGUGUC
Molecule: messenger RNA, 2274 nt
Organism: Phalacrocorax carbo (great cormorant)
Lineage: Eukaryota; Metazoa; Chordata; Aves; Suliformes; Phalacrocoracidae
Source: RefSeq, a predicted model, not a curated record